UGAUGUGACGUCACAACGUCAUAACGGCGCGCAAGACCUGUUAGGGAUGUCGUGAGGUUGUCAUUCUCGAUAUUAAUGUUUUGAUCGCUGUGAUCGUGUAACUGUGCAGUCACGCUAAUAUUGCAGCCGAGAACAACUAAAGGAGGCGAACUAUCGGACCUGCGCUUCAAAUGAGGUCCUGCGGUUAUGGAUGGACAAGACGACGAAUAUUACGCAUCAUACGAUUCCUAUCGAAUGACACCGCAGUGCAAGCUCCUGGAAACUAUAUAUGAAAAUCCAAAACUGAGCACGAAUGGUAGGAAGCAGUUCACAUCUAUAAGGAAAUAUAAGCGGUUCAUAGAUUUCACUGUGGGGCCAACCGCAACCAAAAAGUGGAAAAGAAGCCAGAAAGCACGGAAGCUAGCAAGCAGUCGCCUAGUCCACGCCUUUGGAACUUCCAACCACUAUGACGACCCGCAGCACUCGCUCCGCCCUGUGCGAAAUGCAAGAGCGCGCACACCGCCGUCCUACGAGAACAGAUCAAUCUCGCAAGAAUGCUCCGAAGUACGGACGAGGCCACUGGGUGUCUUCAAAACUGCCGUUGCUGCUGCUUCGGGACGUGUGUGCGAGACUGAUGACGAGUCUGCCAGGCACGAAUGCCACGACGAGCCUCGUGUAGUGCCUGUGUGUACUGGUACCUUUGAAUUGCCAGAAACGUUUGUUGUGUCAAGCACGGACUUAAUUGUCGAGGAGGCUGCCACUGUUGAACUGCCCCUUGAUUGCAGAAACAAGAAGGAAGAUACUCUGGGCAUCGAUUUUAAUAUGGAUUGUCGAGUACACGAAUAUGACGAAAAUGUUUCUUCUGGGGAAAGCACUAUUACUUCAUGGUGCUAUGCGCUGCCAUGUCCAGAGACCGAGGAAGAUCAGGUUACGGUUUGUUACAGCGGUGGCGAUACGCCGCAGGCGUUUGACUGUAGAAAUGGUGGUUUCUGUGAGAAAAGCCCCGGAGAAACACUUGACGAGACAGUGCCUUCAAAAGGUUUUUAUACAGUUUGUGACAGGAGGCCACUGCAUGCCUGGGCAGCAUGCCAAGAGGACGAUGUCUCUAAUACUGUGAUGGAACUGGUUGCAGUAGUUGAGACAGCGCACAGUCUUUGUGACAGUGUUGUGAAAAGCAGUGGAGCAUGUGGUCAUCAAAACAGUGAGAGUUGUUUGCUAAGCCAGGCAGUAGAACCUAGCAAUGGUAAUGUACAUUAGCAUUAUUUUGCUGGCUUUUAUGCACACAUAAUAUGUGACAAUCACUGGUACACAAGAGUUUUGUGAUCCUGCCUUUGUUCUGUUAUAUAUAAAAAUUGUCGGUGAGCAAUACAUCACUGCAAGAAAUGUGUGCACUGCAGCUUAUGCAAUGUAAUCCAGUCAAAACGCAAAUAUGAACCUACAUUGUGAUCCUCUGCAGUGCCUUUUAUUGCUGAGCAUUCAGGCAGAAAGUUCUAUCACACUCAGUAUGCAAGUGCAUGCAAAAGUGCUGUCCAAGGUUGUAUAGUGGCACUGAUUGUGCUGUGUUCGCAACUUCGAGAAGGCACCAGUGUUCUUGUCUUGUUCAAGAACAGUGGUGCCCCUUUGUCACAUGGAAUAGACAAUGAAUUAAUCGAGCAUGGAAUAUUGAGUUUAUGGCUGGUUUCAUUUCCGGAAUAAUGAGCAUACACAGCUCAUGCAAAAAGUAGCAACUACCUAUUUAUGUCAUUUUUGUGGGACUGAAACGUUUAACAAUAAUUUAAAAGAGAUGGGCAAAAUGAGGCGUGAAUGGGUGACGUUUGAAACAAGAAGAGCUUCGCCCUCUCCCUCUUUGUCGAUAACAUAUCGCGAUAGGGACCAUUAUGCAACCUAAGAGCGCUUUGCCCUGAAUGGCAUGCUCCUGCAUUGUAGGCCAUAAUGAGCACUAUAGUACUUGUUUAUUUUAUUGCUCCAAAUGUGUGAAAGAGUCUAGCAGUUGUUACUGGCCUGGCCAGAAUGCACAUUUGCUCACAUAUUCUUGGACCAAGGUGACGUCGUUCCAACGUAGUUGCACCAUUAUUGCAUACAAGUGAUCUUUGUUUGAUCAAAGUGCCAGCUAGUCCAAGCAUGGAAUCGCAUUCUGCAAACAGCUGUGGUUGCAUUGCAUGGUUCUUUUGAGACAGUUUAGAGACUUUAACAUUAUACCCUAAGAGAUGGCCUUUUGUCACCUUUAUACUUUUGAGAACUGUGGUAUAGUAAACCAAAGCUUUUUAGUUCUGUUCCUGGCUUUAAAAAACUGGAAUGAGAAGUUUUGUAUGCCUUUUUAUUAAUACUUUACCAAAAGAGAUGGUCUUUUGUCACUGUUGUACGUUAUGUUUCAAGAACUGUUGUAUAGUAAACCGAAAUUUUCUACUAAAAAAAAACUGGAUUGAGAUGUAGUUGGUCAUGCUUUUCUAAAAAAAUGAUAGGUGGUGACAGGUCAAGAAUGCUAAAGAAUGCUAGAGCAGCUCCUGCUGGGGAUGCCUGCUCUCCAUGCCUCCGUACAAAUUCAAAGGAAGAAGACAUUGCAGUGCUGCCACAACCAUGGAAUGCAAUAUGGUCAUGAACAGCCAAAAUGAGCAUGUGUGAGAAUCGAAACUGACUAUUCACAGCACAAACAUGAUUUCCUGGAAAUCAGCACCUGUAAUUCCACAACAAGGAAAAAAGACAGCGUGACCAUGUUGUAAUAAGCAUCUGCUGAUUUUCUGAAAGUCAUGAGCCAACUAGCUCUGCUGAGAACCGUUGUACAAAUGCCUGUAUGUAUAUCCACUUCACUGGCUCUGGGGUGGUAUUGUGGAGCGAUUCUAUGACUUUUUUAAAGCGCCUUUUGCCACCAUUAGUUGUCAGCGACUGGUCAAAAGGCAAGGCCCGGAAAUAUUGACCAAUGGCGGUAAAAAGCAUAAAAAAAAUGUCGCAGGAUUGCAGUAGAAUUGCUACGCGAUAGCAUUCCAGAGGUUGUGGCUCUCAUGUGCUGAGCAUAUGGUUGCAGGUUUGACUUCCUGCUUGGGCGACUGUAUCCUGAUAGGAAUGGAAUGCAAAAGUGCUCAUGUACCAGGUCUAGGUGCUUGUUGAAACCCCAUGGUGGCGAAAUUGCUGUGCCGCAAGAAAGCCUGUACCAUGUUGUCGCUUAUAUUGCUUCUGCUGCUUUGUAAUGUUAAACACCAUCAGUCAAUACUUGCACAAUAAUACAGGGGAUUUGGAGUUAAUAAAGGAGCUGCCUGAUCUCGUACCUAAAGAA
Rhipicephalus sanguineus (brown dog tick) is the source of this 3250-nucleotide messenger RNA. RefSeq lists its product as uncharacterized. The coding region runs from base 187 to 1236 and encodes 349 amino acids. The transcript has 2 exons. NCBI's taxonomy places the organism in Eukaryota, Metazoa, Arthropoda, Arachnida, Ixodida, Ixodidae. The record is from RefSeq and is a predicted model, not a curated record.